AUGGGAAAACUAAUCAACUUGCGUCAUCUUGAUAUCAAAGGAACUAGAUUGACUGAAAUGCCAACACAGAUUAGCAGGCUGAAAGAUCUCCAACAUUUAACAUAUUUUGUAGUUGGCAAGAAUGGUGGGUCAAGCAUUAGUGGGUUGAAGGAACUCUGCAAUCUUAGGGGAAAACUCGAUAUUUUAGGUCUGGAAAAUGUAGUAAGUGGUCAGGAUGCAUCAGAGGCGAAUAUGAAGGAUAAAAAACAUCUUGAAGGUUUAGUGUUGAAAUGGAGUGGCGAAAUGGAGGAUUCACUAAAGGAAAGAGAUGUUUUUGACAAGCUACAGCCUCAUGCAGGGUUAAAGACUCUCAGCAUCUUCAACUAUGGGAGCACAAAAUUUCCAGAUUGGUUACAGGGAGUUCAUUCAUUUCGCAACAUGGUGUCCUUAGAACUUGUAGACUCUGCAAAUUGCUAUUCAUUGCGAUCAAUUGGGCAGCUACCCUCUCUAAAACAUCUAGGAAUUGAAGGAAUGAAAGCAAUAACAAUUGUGGGUCGAGAGUUCUAUGGGGAUGCUUCUUCUUCGAAGAAACCAUUUCAAUCUCUGGAGACACUAAGAUUUAAGCUAAUGGAAAAGUGGGAGGAAUGGCAUGCAUUGGGAGCUGGAGAGUUCUCUUGCCUUUUAGAGCUUUCUUUGGUUGAUUGUCCCAAUCUGAUCGGUGAAUUAUCCAUCCGCUUCCCAAUCUGA
Molecule: messenger RNA, 726 nt
Organism: Cornus florida
Lineage: Eukaryota; Viridiplantae; Streptophyta; Magnoliopsida; Cornales; Cornaceae
Product: putative disease resistance RPP13-like protein 1
Exons: 1
Coding region: 1-726 (241 amino acids)
Source: RefSeq, a predicted model, not a curated record